Molecule: messenger RNA, 1074 nt
Organism: Triticum turgidum subsp. durum (durum wheat)
Lineage: Eukaryota; Viridiplantae; Streptophyta; Magnoliopsida; Poales; Poaceae
Source: the annotation of a GenBank genome assembly
AUGGCGUCCAUCCAGGACAAGCAUAGUUCUCAGGAGUUGCUCCAGGCCCAAGUUGAUCUUUGGCACCACGCGUUGGGAUUUGUCAAGUCCAUGGCACUCAAAUGUGCAAUGGAACUGCAAAUCCCCAACACCAUUCAACACCAUGGUGGGUCUAUGACCCCUUCGGAGUUGGCCAUGAAGAUCGGACUCCAUCCGUCUAAGCUUCCCCGCUUACGACGACUCAUGCGUGUGCUCACCGUAUCAGGCAUCUUUGUUGUCCAUGAACCAGCCUCGCCAGACAAGGAGGUUGUUUACGGGCUUACCCCUACCACACGUCUCCUCGUUAGCGACAAAGUUAACUUAUUUCCCAUUCUGUCUUUGAUGCUUGAUUCAACUGUCAUUUCCCCUUUCCUUGGCAUGCACUCAUGGUUUCUAGAUGAGUGCUCCACGUCCCUGUUCAAAAAGGCUCAUGGCCUAAAUGUUUGGGAGAUGGCUGACCAGGACAAUACUUACAACCAGCUAAUCAACAACGCAAUGGUUUCUGAUAGCAACUUUCUCAUGGACAUCAUCUUGAGGGAGUGUGGUGAUGUAUUUCUUGGCAUAAACUCGCUUAUUGAUGUCGCUGGAGGUCAUGGUGGAGCUGCCAGGGCAAUUACGAAGGCAUUCCCGCAAAUGAAAUGCAGUGUGUUGGAUCUCCCUCAUGUGGUUGCAGAAGCUCCUACUGAUGAGCAUGUGCUGUUUAUUUCUGGUGAUAUGUUUAAGCACACUCCACCAGCGGAUGCCCUUUUCCUAAAGUCUGUUUUUCAUGAUUGGGGCGAUGAAGACUGUGUUAAGAUAUUGAAAAAAUGCAAGGAAGCUAUCCCUCCCAGAGAUGCUGGUGGAAAGGUGAUAAUUGUUGAUAUGGUGGUUAGAUCUGGGCCAAAUGAGAUUGUAACAAGAGAGACACAGGUUUUGUUUGAUCUCUUUAUCAUGUGUUUUGAAGGGAUCGAGCGAGAGGAAUUCAAGUGGAAAAAUAUAUUCAUGGAAGCUGGGUUCAGCAACUACAAAAUUAUAGCAGUCAUGGGUGUUAGAUCUGUUAUUGAGCUCUACCCUUGA